AUGCCAGCCAGGACGAAAGAGACAGUCUCAAAGGCUGUGGACGAAGUAUCGUCAUCUGCCUCUGAACUCGAGGUUGAGGCCAUUGAUGGAGAAGAUAGUGGAAUCGAAGCGACAAGCGAUGAUGAGAAUGAUGAUGAAGUCCAAGGAAGCGAGCCUCAGAGUGACUCAGACUCUCUCGACAGUUCUGCGGCACGGAAAAGACGGAGGAUUUCACCAGAGCCCGAGGAGAUUGACGAAGACGAUGACGAGGAAGAGGUCCCAAAGCAGUCUGUCUCCUUUGUCAGUGCGCCUUCAAGAAUAAAACGGAAGGAUGUGUCCAGUGGUGGGCCUGCGACGCAGAAGCUCCCCGAGCAGGUUGCUGCCCCACCAGCUGACGUUUCUGAAGGUGCAACCACUGCGCCUACGGAUCCAAACACAACGUUCGAGUCACUGGGUGUGCACCCAUGGCUGGUUCGUUCACUUACGAACAUGGCCAUCCGAAGGCCGACUGGGAUCCAGAAGGGUUGCAUUCCUGAGAUACUCAAGGGCAGGGACUGCAUCGGUGGCAGCCGGACGGGUUCCGGAAAGACGGUCGCGUUUGCGGUGCCCAUUCUUCAGAGAUGGGCCCAGGACCCGUCUGCCAUCUUUGCCGUGGUCCUGACACCUACUCGUGAGUUGGCGCUUCAGAUGUACGAGCAGUUUAAGGCCAUCUCCUCCCCGCAGACCCUUAAGGCUGUCCUCGUCACGGGCGGUGCCGACAUGCGUGCCCAAGCUAUCGCUCUCGCGGAGCGCCCACACGUCGUGAUUGCCACGCCGGGCCGUCUGGCUGACCACAUCCGCACGUCUGGUGAAGACACCAUCUGUGGCCUGCGGCGCGUCAGAUUUGUCGUCUUCGAUGAGGCCGACCGGCUCCUGGCUGCUGGGCCGGGAAGCAUGCUGCCAGACAUUUCGGAGUGCCUCGACGUGCUCCCGCCCCCCUCGCAGAGGCAGACGCUCCUCUUCACGGCGACGGUCACGCCCGAAGUGCGCCUUGCAAAGGACAAGCCGCGCGAGCCGGGCAAGCCGCCCGUGUUCGUCUGCGAGGUCGACACGCAGGUCAUGGCCAUCCCCACCGGCCUCCGCCAGAUGUACAUCCAGGUGCCCGUCACGCACCGCGAGCACUACCUGCACGUCUUCCUCCUGACCGAGGCCAACAAGGACAAGAGCGUCAUCGUCUUCUGCAACCGCACCGCCACCGCCAACUACCUGCACCACUUGCUGCACCUGCUCGAGCACAAGGUCACCGCCCUGCACUCCCAGCUGCCCCAGCGCCAGCGCGUCGAUAACCUCUCCCGCUUCCGUGCCGCCGCCGCCCGCAUCCUGGUGGCGACCGACGUGGCCGCCCGCGGCCUCGACAUCCCCGAGGUCAGCACCGUCAUCAACUACGACAUCCCGCGCGACCCGGACGUCUAUAUCCACCGGGUCGGCCGUACUGCCCGUGCGGGCCGCAAGGGCGACGCCGUCACCUUUGUCGGGCAAAGAGACGUCGAACUCGUCCAGGCCAUCGAGGCUCGUGUCGGCCGCGACAUGGUGAAGUGGGAGGAGGAGGGCGUCAACCUCGAGACCCGCGUGGUGCGCGAGGCCCUCAAGCUCGUGGGCGAGAAGAGCCGCGAGGCACUUCUGGACAUCGAGGAGAGGCGCGAGGUUGGGAGCAAGAGGAAGCGUGGCAAGGUCAAGCUCAGGGCGGCGGUGUGA
Molecule: messenger RNA, 1713 nt
Organism: Cryphonectria parasitica EP155
Lineage: Eukaryota; Fungi; Ascomycota; Sordariomycetes; Diaporthales; Cryphonectriaceae
Product: DEAD-domain-containing protein
Exons: 2
Coding region: 1-1713 (570 amino acids)
Molecular function (GO): nucleic acid binding; ATP binding; RNA helicase activity
Source: RefSeq, a predicted model, not a curated record